AUGGAGCCAGCGAGCCUGAUGCAAAAUCGACAAGGUUCAGCCUAUCAGUUUUUCGAUAGGCAAUUCCGUGUUGGGAUGAAGUUACUGAAGAAUAUCCUCCUGUGGCACAAUCUGAUCAGUGACGAGGCUCUACAACACGUCAGUCUGACCUGUCUCGUCAAUCGCUAUUUGCUUGUUGGUCUGGCCAGCUCAUUGUCUGUCCUCACACCAACCAGUGGUGGAUCCCAACCAAGCUCGGACGAGGGGAAGAAUGCACCACCGGGGGGUGCCGACCAAGUCGCAGCCACAUACCAGUAUGUAUGCGAUCGUCUUUCCGAAAUUGUGGACUUGAUCCCACACGACUGGUUGGCCAACGCGAAUCCUGUGAAGGUGGAACGGUCUUGCGAGGAGACGCAGAAACUCAAUCCGCUCAUCGCGGAUCCUUUGGCUCAGUUGAAACGGUUUCUCGCACAACUUCUCGAUCGAUGCAUUAACGGGUCUGGUCAAUUGGGCGGAGCUACCGCAGAACGGUAA
Messenger RNA from Echinostoma caproni, 513 nucleotides. The record is from the annotation of a GenBank genome assembly. NCBI's taxonomy places the organism in Eukaryota, Metazoa, Platyhelminthes, Trematoda, Plagiorchiida, Echinostomatidae.